Molecule: messenger RNA, 2066 nt
Organism: Setaria italica (foxtail millet)
Lineage: Eukaryota; Viridiplantae; Streptophyta; Magnoliopsida; Poales; Poaceae
Product: ethylene-responsive transcription factor ERF073
Exons: 5
Coding region: 732-1712 (326 amino acids)
Biological process (GO): ethylene-activated signaling pathway; regulation of DNA-templated transcription
Molecular function (GO): DNA binding; DNA-binding transcription factor activity
Source: RefSeq, a predicted model, not a curated record
CAUCUCCGACCCCAGUGAACGCAGUUCCAGACUUCCAGUUCCUCCUCUCACCGCCGCCGCCGGCGAUGCCCUCCGGCGUUACGCCGCCUCUCUAAUGGGUUGCCCGGACUGAAGCAUAUUUCACUUCCUCUGCACGGUCCCGUCAAUCCACCGCCGGUGAUCACCCCUGCCAUAAUUUGAGGACGCCGCCCUCGUCCCCAACACCUCCAUUGACGCCCUGACGGGCCUCAGGGUCAGGGAGGGAGGGAGGAAGUUUGGCAGGAAGGUGGAGGAUACAAGGAUUUCGCGUCGUCUGGGUGGGCAUUGAGCUAGAGGACCCGUUCUUACAAUCGAGCACGGCGAGGUUCUGAGAAGCAUGGUUGAGGUCUUGAGGAUGACCUGGGACUGCCGCCUGCCAUCGUAAUUUGAUUUUGGGCUUGUGGGUUCAGACUCUGACUGGACCGGGUGUACUCCAUUUGGUUCAUGCACCCACAUAUAUUCCAAUGCAGAACAUUUGCUUCCUGGCACACCAAUGCCAACUUGUCCACUCACCUACUCCACUUGCACUAUAGUACUGCAUACUACUCUAAUGCCACUAGUAUAUAUUACAUGCAAUUAGCUCACCUAGAGCAAGCCUAUUGCAGCACAAAUAUGCAAGCACAAACUUAACAGCACUAAGCCAUUAGCAAAAGCUACCACCCACCCCUGUAUCCCCCAUCUCCAUUGUCAGAUCCUUGGGUAAAACUAACGCCAUGUGUGGAGGGGCCAUUCUCAGUGAUCUCUAUUCACCAGUGAGGCGCACGGUCACUGCUGGUGACCUAUGGGCAGAGAGUGGUAGCAGAAGGAGUGGAAAGAACCAGAAAAGGAGUUCUUGGGAGUUUGAUGAAGCCGAUGACGACGACUUUGAGGCUGAUUUUGAGGAUUUCGAGGAUUGCAGUAGCGUGGAGGAGGUGGAUUUUGGACAUGAGGAAAAAGAUUUUCAAAUAAACAGUUCCAUUUUCAUGAAAUUCAACGACCAUACUGCCAAAGUCGCCCGCAGGAAGCGAAAGACCCAGUACCGGGGGAUCCGGCGGCGCCCUUGGGGCAAAUGGGCAGCUGAAAUCAGAGACCCAUGCAAGGGCGUCCGAGUCUGGCUUGGCACCUACAACACCGCUGAGGAGGCCGCAAGAGCAUACGACGUGGCAGCCCGACGCAUACGCGGCAAGAAAGCCAAGGUGAACUUCCCUGACACCAUCACAGCGUCUGCCAAACGGCUUCCAGGACGUGUGCCUCGACCGGCAAAGAAGGUUAUGUCACAAGAGAGCCUGAAGUUCAGCAGCGCCUCUGAACAUGCCAUCUCAGCAGGCAGCAGUACUGAUGCCACAGUCGUCAAGAUUGAGUUGUCAGAGUCAGACUCUCCACUACCAAUGUCCAGCGCAUGGCUUGAUGCGUUCGAGCUGAAUCAACUUGAUGGAUCGAAGUACCUUGAAGCUGGUGGGAAAGAAACAACUGAAGAAACUGAUCAUGAAAAUGGGGUGACGGCAGAUAUGGUUUUUGGCAAUGGCGAAGUGUGGCUUGCGGAUGAAUUUGCGUAUUAUGAGCCUUACCCGAACUUUAUGCAGUUACCUUACCUUGAAGGCAACUCGUAUGAAAACAUUGACGCUCUUUUCAACGGUGAGGUGGCUCAGGAUGGCGUGAACAUCGGAGGUCUCUGGAGUUUCGACGAUGUACCAAUGGACAGUGGUGUUUACUGAGACACAGCAGGCUGAAGAAAUCACUGUUUCAACUUGCCCAGGGGCUGAGGGAAAAAACCAGGCAUUAUUUCAGGUGAUUGCAGUGAUAUACCUCUGUUGACGUGUGAUGCUACUCCAAGAUGAUUCCUAAUCCUUUCCAGUUGGAAUACGCAAGCGUGGUGCAUGCUGAACUUGUGAGCUGAGAGACAUGUUUAACUGUUGUGCUUUCUUCAUUAUCAUGCUCUUCUUUCCCCCCAAUCAUUGUUCUAUCAAGUAUCAACACCAUUGAGGUGUAUGUGAUUCUGGAAAUCUUUCUGUAUCAAGAGCUUGUGAUUAUCAUCCAAUUCAACUCUAUCUGUUCAGCUUGCACGGUUA